This is a messenger RNA of Prunus armeniaca (apricot), 360 nucleotides long. The record is from the annotation of a GenBank genome assembly. NCBI's taxonomy places the organism in Eukaryota, Viridiplantae, Streptophyta, Magnoliopsida, Rosales, Rosaceae.
AUGACGAAAUCAAGCCGAAAUCAUCCAUCUCCAACCGCUGGGAAGAAAGCCCAAGUCAAACUCGACCCCGUCAUCCCGUCUUCGUCCAAAGGGAGCCCGUUCGUCGCUACUGGAAGGGUCGUGGGUUUCUUCUUCAAAUGUCCCAUUUUUCUUUUCUUCUUGGUGCAUUCAAGGCCAUCCCUUGGGAUUUUCAAUGAGUCAAGCAUCAAACCCUCUUUUGACCUUUUUGUCAUUGUAGCAGCGUGGAUGCUUUUAGCGUGGGUGCUAGCAAGGAAAUGCCUACUCCAGUCCUCUGAGAUUCCCUUCUUCUUUGUUUUGUUAGGGCUGCCGGAAGGGUAUAUAUGUCUCAGGCAUAGGUGA